Epinephelus fuscoguttatus (brown-marbled grouper) is the source of this 2788-nucleotide messenger RNA. RefSeq names its product signal-regulatory protein beta-2-like. The record is from RefSeq and is a predicted model, not a curated record. Bases 2 to 706 code for a protein of 234 amino acids. NCBI's taxonomy places the organism in Eukaryota, Metazoa, Chordata, Actinopteri, Perciformes, Serranidae. Gene Ontology annotation, biological process: response to bacterium. The transcript has 5 exons.
CAUGAAAAUGGUGAUCAUAUUUUACUUGCUGCUCGUGCUCAAUAUUGGACGACCUGAACCUGAUGUCACUGCCAUCACUCAAGAUCCAUCUGAUCCAGUCCGUCCAGGAGACUCAGUGACUCUGCAGUGUUCAGUCCUCUGUAACUCUGAGAAAAAGUCAUGUCCAGGAGAUCACAGUGUGUUCUGGUUCAGAGCUGCAUCAGAUGAAUUUCAUCCUAGUGCCAUUUACGCACAUGGAAACAGUGCUGAGUGUGAUAAGAGUCCUGAAGCUCACUCUCCACAGAAAUGUGUCUAUAGCUUCUCUAAGGACGUCAGCUCCUCUGAUGCCGGGACUUAUUACUGUGCUGUGGCCACAUGUGGAGAGAUAUUAUUUGGAAAUGGAACAAAAGUGGACAUUGAAGAGCUCAACAUGUGGGAUCUGCAGAAGGCCAACACACUGCUGUUUCUGUUAAUUGCUGCUUUGGCUUUAAGUCUGACUGUUAUUGCCUUCCUGAUUUAUACCAUCAAGAAGAAAACUUGUUAUCAUUGCAAUGCUGCCGUCACUCUGCAAACAAAUGCUGCAAGUCAGCAGAGAGACGAGGACUCGUUGGCUUAUUCUGCACCGACCUUCACCAAGAGGAAACCUGGCCGAGCAGACAGAAGGAAUGUAAGAGCAACAGAGGGAGAGACGACCUACGCUGAUGUCAGGACCUUAGUGAGAAAUUAAUAUCUUUUGGAUUUGCUGAUUAAAAAUUAACAUCAUUUUUGUUUGUCACACUGUUGUAAACAUUUACUUCACUUCAAUUUCACAGCUGAUAAUAGUAACAAUUUUGUAAUUGGAUAACCUUCAAAUAUGUUUAACGUGUCGUUCUGACAUCAUGUUCUGUCUGUUUGCAACCAUUGUGUGACUUUUUAUGCUCUUAUUAUAUUAAGGCUUUAUAGAUUAUCAUGAUGCAAAAUACAAUUAUGUUAGUUGCUUUGAGUGAUAUUCUUUUUGCAUUUUUAAAAUUAAAGUAUGAAGAGGAUUAGUGCUACCACUCAGACAUGCAGUUUGAAAGAUUUACCUUGAAGGAGGAGGGAGUUUGAAUUUGCAGAAUUCAUUGAGUAUGAAAAAAUUAGGUUUUUUUCUGUCUUUUUUUUGUUGGCUUUUUGCCUCUAUUAGAUAGGAUAGUCUAUGUGUGAAAUGGAGAGAGAGGUGGGUCGACAUGCAACAAAGGCCCGCAGGCUGGAAUCUAACCCACGGCUGCUGCGGCGAGGACAGUGCCUUUGUAUAUGGGAUGCCUGUUCUACCCACUAAGCAGCCGGGCACCCUAUGUUUUCUUUUUCGGCAUUUGCAGCAUAGUGGAAAUAUAUAGAAUACUUUUAAAGCAAUAACUGAUGAGGCUAAAAUGGCAGUCAUUUGAUAUUGCUUGAUUUAUCUUCUUCAUGUUGAUCUUUUACCACAUCUUACUGUAAAUCCAAUGAUUUUCACAAUUUGCAUUGAACUGCUAUGACGAAUUAACAACGUUUAUACGGUUAUAUUUGCCUCUAAAAAUUAAAAAAAAACAAACAUUGACUAUGUUGAGCUCUAGUUUCCUGGCGCGGCGCAGGGUGGCGCAGGGUGGCGCAGGGUGGCGAAUCCUGCACAGAGCUAGUUUCGAGCAACCCGAGGCGCACUCAGUUUGAUAGUUUGGCAGACCGAGGUGUGCUGAGAUGGGUGUGGCGGCGCAGCAGGGGGAGGUGUCGACAGAUCCAGCUUGGCACAGUGACAGUUUUGUGCCAAAAGGCUUCGCCAAAGGUGCGCUAAAAGCUCACCAGCUGAAACCAGGUCUACUGUCAGCGCAGGGGGAGCGCAGCCGGUGUAAGCUGACUUUUGGCUGACCGGCGGACAGUGCACACACGUCACCAAAACCUCACAGGCAGGUUUCCAGAAUAUCAGGCACAUUAAUAAUGCAACAAAUAGCCACAAAAACACUAGUCAAUGCAACUAUCUGCAAUCAGCACAUAAAUGUAUCUCUAUAUCGACUGUCCCGUCACAUCUGAUGUCAGAUCAAAGGGGAUUGGCACCGUUUAGCACGUUUGGCACACGUAAUGGAAACCCAACCUGAUCUGAUUAACACAGCUGCAAACUAAUGAGUUCACAUCCCUCUCAGCCAACCACAAACAGCCACAGCAUCAGAUAGGGAGUAUAUAUUCAGCAUCUGUCAUCUAAGAAAAGUCAAAAGAAAAGAAACAGAGUGAGACUGCGAGAGAGAAAGAGAGAGAGAGCGCGCGCACGAGAGAAACGCAACAUUGAUUGACAAUUGUGGUGACCUCCUCCCAGGCUACCUUUGCAUCAUCAGCCCGUGGAGGUCUGCUCGCAGUUCCGUAUAUUCAGACACUGCGAGCUUGGACCUCCCGGACCAAAACAUCAGUUUGCUCCUGAUAGAAGUUUGGCCGUCUGAUGCUGCUGCUCUCUUCUGCCAUGGCGAAUUGAGUAAACUCUCGUUACGCCUUCGCGCGACGCAUUUAAUGGCGAGGAGAGGGGCUCAUUUGAUUGGUGUGAUGUGUGUAAAACCCACUCCACGCCUUCUCUCCUCCCUCUUUCCGACUUACGCAGGUAGGAGGGAUGGAGGUGGGAAAGAGGAGUAGUUGCGCCAGUGCGCACGGUGUGCCAAAUUUACAAAAUCCACCUCGCCACACCCAGUUGGCAAAGCGCAGGUGUGCUGCGCCUCCGCCUCGCCCGGUCUGUGAAACUAGAGCCCUUUGAGUUUAUUUUGAUUUAAAAAAAAUCUAAAGGGUUUAAAUAAUGCCAAUAAAAUGAAAUUUAAAAAAGACAUAAAAAUCUAAU